This is a messenger RNA of Lindgomyces ingoldianus, 706 nucleotides long. RefSeq lists its product as uncharacterized. The record is from RefSeq and is a predicted model, not a curated record. The coding region runs from base 80 to 565 and encodes 161 amino acids. Lineage: Eukaryota; Fungi; Ascomycota; Dothideomycetes; Pleosporales; Lindgomycetaceae. The transcript has a single exon.
CUCCAGCGCUGUUUGUGUCUUUCCUUGGCCGCCCAUAGCCUGCAGCACCACAACCGGAGAAUCUUGGAAUUUAGCAUUCAUGUCCAAAAUAACAUUCUCCCUUCCCACAAACCUUGACACGCUCCUCCUCGGGACUUCAAAAAAAGCCUCCUUCCUUUCGUCUUCCAUCACACUCGCGACAAGCGUGACUUCAUCCGAGUCUAUCUUCUUCAAACUUUCCGCUCUCGGAAGCACAUGGUGCAACGUCAAAACCUCCACACACCUCCUCAUCUCUUUCUCAAUCCUCUCCACCUCCUUUUCCUUCCGCAAACUCGCAAUCGCCUUAAAACUCCCCGCCCUCCAAGAAUCAUCUUCCGCAGGUAAGGUCUCAUCCAAAAUUGCAUUUAACUCCUCUACCUGCUUCCUACAACUCUUUAUCACCUGCUCGAGCGCGAUUUUCGAUCCAGGCGAAAUGUGCACGUUAGUGGAAUUACAUAUCUUUAAGUCUUCGAUGAGCAAGGGAAGCCGGAUACUGAUGCCGCGGAAUACCUUCGGGACUUCGCCACGCGCUUGUUGGAAUUCGUAGAGGCGGGCAGCGACUUUGCUGCCGAAGUCGAUGAAUUGGACUAUAUUGCCAGCGAGACCGAUGGCGGAGAUGGGAUCCAUUUUACAUGUUUUUCGGACCGGAUUAUGGAAAGAGAGACGGGCUGUCGACGUGAUGGUGAUA